This is a messenger RNA of Sorex fumeus (smoky shrew), 2829 nucleotides long. RefSeq lists its product as uncharacterized. NCBI's taxonomy places the organism in Eukaryota, Metazoa, Chordata, Mammalia, Eulipotyphla, Soricidae. The transcript is spliced from 3 exons. The annotation marks the transcript as partial. The record is from RefSeq and is a predicted model, not a curated record.
CCAAUCAUCUGGACACUUGUGGUCUUCCACUUCAAUGUACGGACAUACUCUCGCAUCAUCUCUUCUUCUCAUCGACCUUUUGUCAAUAUUUCCUCUUCGCUGACCAUGUCAGAAAAUUUUCAAAAUCCGUCUAUAUUGGGAACUGCACAUUCUCUGCCGCUUCCCCUUCCCGUGGUGAACAAUGCAGCUUCCUUACCAGGAAGUGUCUGCAACUACUCCAGAGUAUCUGCUCCAGCUGGUAGUUCUGCUUGGCUCCUGCCCUCAGCCUCUGGCAUCUCUUUCCAACCACCGAUGAGUAGUGCCUAUCUUUACCAACAUUCUAGCACAACGAUGCUGUCUGGAAUGUCUGGCCAUAGCCACAUAUCCACUUCGGCUGCUUCCUACCCAAAUGUUUUGGAAUGGGAUAUUGCAGGAAGCGCUGAAAAGAAGUCUUCCAUGGGAGACUUUACUCUGACUAUCAUUGACCAAGACACUGCUGUCUCUUCCAUGUCUAUGGCAGAUCACUAUGAGAAAACCUUAGAUACCAACAACACGGUGUCUGCGUACCCAUCACUUUCUGCCAGUUUGGUUGAGAGGACACCAGCUCAGAUUCCAAAUCAGACUCAUAGCCUGUCGUUUCCCUACCAGGAAGGAAGCCAGGUGUAUUACUAUCAUCAGGACACUCAGGGACCUCUCCUUUCUGGAGAACUUAGUCCCUGCCUGCAAUCUUAUGGCUCCAUGUCAUAUACAAGGGGUAGGGGCUUGGCCUCCCAAACUUACAGCAACUCAUCCCCAGAAAUGGUUAUGUUUCUAAAAGAGGUCCAGCCCCCCAAUAAAAAGCCACCAGCCUCCACCUCUGGAAUCUAUUACUCUGUGUCUGCUCAACCCAUCACAGAAUCGAGUUAUCAAGUGAUGAAUUCCCUGGGAAUGGAGACUUCUCUGGCAUUGCAACCUUUAGGACAGACAUUUGGUCCAAAACAAACUUCAGAAUUUCCCAUGUCUUGCAGUAGCAGGAUUCAAAUACUUGAGAGUAAUCCACCACCUGAACUCGGGGAUGUUCCAAUAAUCACACCAGCCCAAAGUAACCUGGUGCUGCCUCCAGCUCCAAUUCAGGAACAAACAGAUAAGAAUGUGGAUGAGAUGAAAAUUGGGCUUUCAAAGUCUCUGGAGACCUACCAGAUCCCAAUAGAAAACCAAGAUCCUCCACUGUGCCCUUUAGAAAUCCCUGAUAUCCACCAGCUCCUAGCUUGCAUUGAUCCCAUCAGCCAAGAGCAACAGCCUGGUACUGAAACUACUGGUCAGGGAAAGAAUGGUCUAUGUUUGGAGGACGCAGGAACACUUGAAAUUGGGCUUGAAUCUGGCAGUAGUUUUGCAGACAUCACAACACUGGUGGAAGAUAUACAUCUUCCCCAGCUCUUUGAAUGUUUAAAAGACCUGGAUCAGUGCAAAGAUCUGCAGGUAAUGAACACCACAGACAUCAUCACUCUGAAUCAGGUGCAAGAAAAUUCAAGUGGCACUAAGGGUACCUCCUAUCCAACCCAGAAGGACAAAAAUGAAGCCUCUGAGCCUCUUGAGGGUAAACCCAAGGCCAAAAUCCAGCUAAAAGACCUAGAAUGCUUAGUAGGGGGAGCAGGGAUUAUUUGUGAUGCUGCAGUCAGUGAGAGGUGUCCUGUGACCAUGACCAAACCUAACAGCAAACCUCCGAAAGCUGCAUCCAGCAGGAUCAGCAAGACAAAGAGCCAUGGGCAGGAGAAGACAAAAAGGGUCAGAGAAAACUCUAAGAAAGCUGAGGAGAGUAAGCAGCCAGGGAACAAGGUCAAGGCAGAAGAGAAGCCCACCACUGCUAAGAUGAAACGCAAGAAAAGUCAACCUGAGCUUUGCCAAGAGGCCUUUAAAAAGCCCCGCAGCUGCCUAGGCAUGCACAUGCUGGAGUCUGUGCAAGUGUUUCACGCUCUUGGGAAGAAGAGUGAUCCAAAGCCUGGCUGCUCUUCCUCCCGGGUCUUGGGUAGCUCAAAGAAGCCCAGCGAUUUCCAGUCAUCCUCUGCUGUCAAACCAAAUCCAGGUGCUACACAGGAUGAAAAAAGCCUUGAGAAAACUCAGGUCCAAGUGCAGAAACCAAGUAGCAGUUUUGAAGAACGCUCGUCUCCAUCCCAGUAUGAGCUGCCACCUCCUGGGAAGGUCAAAUUGGUACCUUUGCCUUUUCCAACCAUGGAAAAGCCUCAAGCUCGGCCUGUUCCUCGGAGACCACAGUCUGUGGCCUCACAUCGUCCUGCUGCAGCUUACCCUGCCAGGCCUGGCUCUACCAACUCAGCUCUGCCAACUGCCGCCAAUUCAUCCGGGCCAACCACUGCAUUUUUGCCUGGUCCUGCCAAACUAGCUCCGCCCAUUUCGACCAACCCAUCUCGACCAGGUUUGCUGAAUCCUACUAGCCGGCCUAUUACUCAGCCUGCAACUUCUAGACCUGCUGCUCCCUACAAGACAACAGCUAGCACUUCUCUCCAGCGGGAGCCCCUUCCUGUCUCUGUGAGCAAGCGCCAGUCUCCACCCAAACGUCAGAGUCAGUUUCUCCUCCAAGACUUCCGUUUCCAACCAAUUCCAUGGAGAAAGCCCAAUGUUCCCGAGCCAGUAAUGUCAAAGCCCAUCACAAAAGAGCAGAGACCAGAGCGUGAGGCUAUGAAAAGGAAGGCUCAGCAGGAGCGUGAGAACGCUGCCAAAUACACCUCUUUGGGGAAAGUGCAGUUUUUCAUCGAGAGAGAAAAAGAGAUGGAAAUCUCUCUAUACUAUGGCUACGUAAUGUGAGUAGCUGGGAUGGUUGGUGCCACUUUAGUUACCAGAUGGUUGCCCUAGACA